Messenger RNA from Pecten maximus, 2829 nucleotides. RefSeq lists its product as uncharacterized. The coding region runs from base 1 to 2829 and encodes 942 amino acids. Gene Ontology annotation, biological process: DNA integration. The transcript is spliced from 2 exons. The record is from RefSeq and is a predicted model, not a curated record. Gene Ontology annotation, molecular function: nucleic acid binding. Lineage: Eukaryota; Metazoa; Mollusca; Bivalvia; Pectinida; Pectinidae.
AUGCGCUCUCUUACUUCCAGCUUCAAGAAAAACCCAACAAAAAAGGAUGAUGCCAUUAAGUUUAUGGAUCGGUUACUAAAGAAUGGACAUGCUGAAAAGGCUCCACCUCUAACGGAUGGAGAGGAAUGUUGGUUUCUACCGAUAUUCGGCGUUUACCAUCCUCGCAAGCCAACCCAAAUCCGUAUGGUUUUUGAUGCCUCUGCCUCGUUCGCUGGAACGUCGCUUAAGUCCGUUCUUCUUCCUGGACCGAACAUGACUAAUAGCUUACUCGGUAUUCUGUUAAGAUUCCGUAAGGAACGAGUUGCGGCUGUUGGUGACAUAGAACAGAUGUUUCACAGUUUCAAGAUUCGUCAAAACCAUAGGAAUUUUGUACGGUUUGUUUGGUUUGAGGACAAUAACCCUGAGAAACCUUUGAUAGACUAUCGCAUGUGUGUGCAUCUGUUUGGAAAUUCUCCGUCCCCAGCAGUGGCGACAUACUGCUUACGUAAGUGUGUUGCCGGAGAUUUAUGCGAUGCCAAAAUAAAGGAAUUCGUUGACAAGAACUUCUAUGUGGACGAUGGUUUGGUAUCAUUCACUUCCGGAGACGAAGCUUUGGAUGUUCUUCUGCGUACUCAGACGACCUUGAAGGAACAAGGGAGAAUACGUUUUCAUAAAUUCGCCUCAAAUGACCCAUAUGUCAUGGAUGCCCUUCCACCAGAGGACAGAGCCAAAGAUCUCAGUGAUAUAGACCUCGAGCUCAGCUCUGCACCUACACAACGUAGUCUUGGUCUUGGAUGGAACCUUGAAUCCGACAAUUUUGUAUUUAACUCUGUACCAAAGGAACCACAGAUUCAAGUGACAAAGCGAGAAAUACUUUCAGGUUUGAACAGCCUUUACGACCCUUUAGGUUUUCUGUCCCCAGUGAUUCUUCAAGGUCGAUAUAUAUUUCGUGACGUUGUGAACUCCUCCGUAGGAUGGGACGAUGCAGUCCCACUUGAAGUCGAUUUGAAAUGGAAAAACUGGUGUUGCUCUCUACAUCAUCUGUUGGACGUGAACAUACCAAGGAUGUUUGUGCCUACGUCGCUCAAGGAGAGCAAUACAAUUGAACUCCAUACAUUCUCGGAUGCCUCUAAGAAGGCAGUGUCUGCAGUUUCCUAUCUUCGUGUCAUCAGCGGCGAGGAUACCUACGUUGGAUUUGCCUUCGGGAAGUCGAAACUCUCUCCAUGUCAUGGACACACUAUACCGCGACUGGAACUUUGCGCGGCAGUUUUAGCAUCAGAAAUUGCUCAGUUCGUCUGCAAACAGCUCGAUGUUAAUAUCCGUGAGAGGAAGUUCUACACUGACAGCCGUGUAGUGCUCGGAUACAUUUACAACAGGACAAAACGCUUUCAUACUUACGUGUCGAACUGGGUUCAGCGCAUUCACUUGGAAACUUUGCCCGAAGAGUGGACUCAUGUAUCUUCAGAACUGAAUCCAGCGGACGUUGGAACAAGGUCGUGUAUGGCGGACGAACUGUCAGGAAUGUGGUUCAAUGGCUCUGGCUUCCUUCACACUAUUCCAAGUCUGCCCGAGGAUCCAGAUUAUCCACUACAGAGUCCAGAGGACGAUAAAGAGAUCAGGUCGGAAACCAAGAUUACGACAAUUCUUCAAGAGGAAAACUUUGGCCAGGAAAUCGCUAACCUCAAAAGUAAGAAACCGAUACCAAAGAGUAGCCCAUUGAGGUAUUUGGACGCUUAUCUGGACGAUGAUGGAGUCCUACGCGUCGGCGGUAGAAUUCGGACUGGAGACGCUUUGUCUGGACAAGGACACAUCAUCAUUCCUGGGAAGACACACCUGACUCGGCUGAUCGUGCUCCAUCUUCAUGAGAAGACAAGACACCAAGGAAGGAAUAUCUUGGAAGGUGCAGUCAGAUCAGCAGGUUACUGGGUAAUUGGAGCCAAGAGACUCGUGUCCUCUAUUAUCCAUGCGUGCGUCACCUGUAGAAAGCUUCGUCGGAAGCUGGAAUGUCAAAAGAUGGCUAAAUUACCAGAGUUUCGGACACAACCCACACCACCGUUCACUUACGUCGGUGUUGAUACCUUUGGUCCUUGGGAAGUUUCGACUAGGAAAACUCGAGGCGGUGCGGCUAACGCUAAACGAUGGGCGAUUCUCUUCACGUGUAUGACGAGUAGAGCAGUACACAUUGAACUGGUAGAAGAGAUGUCGUCAGCUGCCUUCAUCAACGCCCUGCGACGUUUUGUCUCCCUACGAGAGAAAGUUACAGAAUUCCACUCAGACCGAGGUACUAACUUUGUGGGCAGCACAGACGCACUAAGAAUAGAUGCCAUAAAUGUCGAAAAUCCUACCGUAAGAAAGUUCUUUGCAGACAACGGAUCAACAUGGAUAUUUAAUCCGCCACAUGCGUCUCACAUGGGAGGUGUUUGGGAGAGAGUUAUUGGUACAGCCAGAAGAAUUCUUGAAGGAAUCAUUGUGACAGAAUCACGAAGAAAUCUUACUCAUGAUAUCUUAAGCACCUUUAUGUGUGAAGUCUGUGCUAUCAUUAACAGUCGACCCAUUGCGUCGGUAUCGGUGGACCCAUCGCAACCUUCCAUUUUAUCUCCAUCGACGCUGUUAACACAAAAACAGAUCUUGACUUCGGACCCUUUGAGGAAAUUGACAUUAAGGACGCUUACAGGUCAUGUUGGAAACAUGUUCAAGUUAUGGCCAAUCAGUUCUGGAAGAGAUGGCAAAACGAGUAUCUGUAUUCACUUCAGUCUCGACGGAAGUGGAUCGGCACAAGGGACAAUAUCCAGAAAGGGGAUGUUGUUUUACUCAAAGAAGAAGGUACAGUCAGAUACGACUGGCCUUUAG